AAGCGAAGGUCAUGUCGCUGUGAAACCACGUAGGUGAGCUCCCGCAAUAUUUUGAAGUUUUAAGGAGUACUUUCAAGGAUAUUGAUCAAAUACUGUUUUGUGAAAGUCGUAUGAGUUGACUAGAAAUAUAAGUUGGACUGCAGUGCAUUUUCAAAGUGUUUUUCUGCUGAUAUAGUGCAUCUUGGAAUAUUAUUGUCCACCUGCGAAGUAAGCACCGUUGCCAUAUUUUCAAUAAAAAUGGCAACUAGAAAUCGAACAGGUAGUGGGACUGGACAACUUGGACAAAUUGAUGAAAAUAUGAUCGAUAUGAUAUUAACUAGGUUAGCACCGAAAAUAACUGACAAAAUAGAAAACCAGUUGGAAAAAUUAAAUAAACACUUCGAAAAAAUGGAAUGUAAAAUAAACAAUGUGGUAGAAAAAUUAUGCUAUAUUGAGAAAAUGUCGGAAGCGAACAAAGAAGAAAUAAAAUCGUUGAAUAGUAGAAUCGAAGCAUUGGAACAAAAAGUGAAAUCAAAAACCUUGAGGAUGGUAGGAAUCGAAGAAGAAGCCAACGAAAAUCUGUUAUCUAAGGUAUGCAACCUAUUUAAUAACGUGCUGAAAGUUACAUGCACUCAGCAAGAUAUAAGCAAUUUGUACCGCACCAAAAAGAUUGAAAAUCAAACCAAACCCCGAGCAGUGCUGGUUACUUUUACAUCAAAUAUAAAAAGAAAUGAGGUUUAUGCAGCCAAGAAACAUCUGAAAGGAACAAAUAUGUUCAUCAAUGAAGACUUGACGACGAAACAAUACAAAUUGCUGGGAAUGGCGAAGAAAAAAUACGGCAAUAAAAAUGUAUGGUCCCUCAAUGGAAGAAUUUUCGCUAGAAUUGGCACUAAUGUAAAAUUGGUAGAACGUGAAAUAGCCACAUCGGAAGGUGAAGACUGAGAAGAAAGUAGCAAAAAAUAAGAUAAGAUAUUGAAUUGUUUCAGGUUUGGUUUUUAUGUAGGUCUCUAAUGGCUAGUCUACACUAUAUGUUUUUCGAUAAUUAUAGAAAUUUUUGAAAUUUUAUAGUGAUUCAUAUUCAUUUUUAUAUUUAUUUUGAUAGGUAUUCCUUAUUUUUUGUUUUCUAUGUUCUAGGCUAGGAGCUCUUCAAUGUUACUGACAUCUCUUCCAACUUGAAUGUAUACUACCAGAAUUGUAGAGGUUUGAAUACGAAGUGCAAUGAAUUUUAUAGAAGGUCCUUGGUUGACAAUUUUGACAUUAUAAUAGCUGUUGAAACGUGGUUACAAGAGGGAGUACAUGAUGCCGAAAUUAUAGAUAUCAACCAUUUUAAUUUACUGAGGUCUGAUAGGAAUUUGCAGUUCACAAACAAAAGCACUGGGGGUGGAGUUAUGGUGGCGAUCAAGAAAAGGUUUAAAUUGCUGAGUGUACUUAGUUACAGUAAAUAUUUCGAAGCAUUAUCUAUCAACUUUAAAGUGAGUAAGCAAAAAUAUACGUUAUGUGCGAUCUAUAUACCUCCGAAUAGUUCUACUGAAGUAUAUGAGACAGCAUUCAGUUUCAUACAAGAACAAAAAAUAACAAACUCUGAAAAUACGUACGUUUUUGGUGAUUUCAAUAUCCAGGAUGUAACGCGGAAUUAUUUUACGAAAAAUAGCGAGAAACAUAAUGUAUUAAAUGACUUCCUGGAAUUUAAUGAUUUUAGCAUAUAUAAUAAUGAAAUAACAAAUCUACAAGGAAGAAUCCUAGAUUUAGUUUUGAGCUCAGAACAAAAUGAGAAGUAUUGUAAGGUAAAACGGGAUAUGUUGCCAUUUGUGAAGGAGGACACUUACCAUCCUACUCUCAAUAUAACCAUCGAAAUUUCAAAAGUAAAUGAUAAAAUUAGUAAUGAAACCGUAGAAAUGAGAUACAAUUACAAAAAAGCCGAUUUCUUGGGUUUGAGUACUCAUAUUCGCGACGCUGACUGGACAGCAGUGAUUGUUGAGCAAAACGUGAACGAGGCUUUAGAAAAGUUUUACUCGAUAUGGGAUAGUGUGAUAGCGCAGUGUGUCCCACAGUACAGGGUGGUCAAAGGUAGGAAGGAAAAAUAUCCAGUAUGGUUCACUGUUGAAAUCAAAACUUUACUGCAGGAAAAAAAGCGCUAUAAUAAAUUGAAAUCGGUAUCGGGUUACUAUCUUAAUGAAUAUAAUAAGUC
Molecule: messenger RNA, 2167 nt
Organism: Phaedon cochleariae (mustard beetle)
Lineage: Eukaryota; Metazoa; Arthropoda; Insecta; Coleoptera; Chrysomelidae
Source: the annotation of a GenBank genome assembly